GAUGAAACGUCUGUGAGCAGUGAAGAUUUUGAUAUGAAUGACUCCACAUGGAUGUCAGCUGACCCCCACCUGGCCUCCAGCCUGAGCCCCAGCCAGGAGGAGAGGAUGCGGAGCCCGCAGAACCUCCAUAGCCAAGAGGACGACGACUCCUCCUCUGAGAGCGGCAGUGGCAAUGGCUCUUCUACCCUGAACCCAUCCACUUCGAGCAGCACACAGGGUGACCCUGCCUUCCCCGAGAUGAAUGGCAACGGUGCUGCAGCCCCCAUGGACUUCACCGCCACCGCUGAGGAUCAGCCCAUCAACCUGUGUGAUAAGCUCCCACCAGGCACAGCGCUGGGUACACCGUCCUACCCCUCAGACGGCUGCGGCACUGACGGGCUUCGGAGCCGCGUCAAGUAUGGGGUAAAGAGCACUCCUGAGUCUCCCCCCUACAGCUCUGGGAGCUAUGAUUCCAUCAAGACUGAAGUCAGUGGCUGUCCUGAGGACCUGACAGUUGGCCGAGCCCCCACAGCAGAUGACGACGAUGAUGAUCAUGAUGACCAUGAGGACAAUGACAAGAUGAAUGACUCAGAGGGCAUGGACCCUGAACGGCUCAAGGCCUUCAACAUGUUUGUGCGGCUGUUUGUGGAUGAGAACCUGGACCGCAUGGUGCCCAUCUCCAAGCAGCCCAAGGAGAAGAUCCAGGCCAUCAUUGAGUCGUGCAGCCGGCAGUUCCCGGAGUUCCAGGAGCGGGCCCGCAAGCGCAUCCGCACAUACCUCAAGUCCUGUCGUCGCAUGAAGAAGAAUGGCAUGGAGAUGACCAGACCCACUCCUCCCCACCUGACCUCAGCCAUGGCAGAAAACAUCCUAGCAGCUGCCUGUGAGAGUGAGACAAGAAAAGCAGCUAAAAGGAUGCGUCUGGAGAUCUACCAGUCCUCACAAGACGAACCUAUAGCCCUGGAUAAGCAGCACUCUCGGGACUCCACCGCCAUCACCCAUUCCACCUACUCACUGCCAGCCUCUGCCUACUCCCAGGAUCCUGUGUACGUCAAUGGUGGCCUCAACUACAGCUACCGUGGCUAUGGGUCCUUGAGCAGCAACCUGCAGCCCUCGGCUUCCCUCCAGACAGGAAAUCACAGUAACGGGCCCACAGACCUCAGCAUGAAAGGUGGGGCCUCUACCCCCACCCCUCCCACACCUACUCCUUCUAGUAACAGCACCAGCAGGACCAUGCCCACGGCCCAGCUCAGCCCCACGGAGAUCAGCGCUGUGCGGCAGCUUAUUGCUGGCUACCGAGAGUCUGCAGCCUUCCUGCUGCGUUCUGCGGAUGAACUGGAAAACCUCAUUUUACAGCAGAACUGACCCCGCUGGCCCCCAGAGUGCACGACACCAGGGAAGGAGGCUGUCCCAGCCUGGACCCAGCUUCCUGCCUCACCAGUUGGUACAUUGUUUUCUGAAAGAGGUGGGAUCCAAAAGAGCUGUUUCUAGCCACACUCCGAGCAUCUGAGACUUUGGGCACAAGGACACUUUUUUUUUGUUUCUUUGGAAUUUCACCACACAGGUGCUCUGACCUGCUUGGAAAGAGGCCAGUGGGGCAGCUCUGAAAGAGUUGGGGCUCCCCUGACAAGGCACAGGGGAUGCAGCUCUAUUAGAAUCACCUUCAUGGACCCUGCCUGAUGUUAGAACCCCAUCCUGAUAAUUACCUUUGAAGUCUUAGGUGAGCAGAAUUGCAUAUUUAUUGAGAAGAGCAAACGUGGACCCUUUCUUCCUCUCCCCUUAGUAAUUUAUUUUUCUGAAAUGGAUUCUUUUGUGUUUGUACAGAUUGCCAGUCUGUGUCUGUCUGAUCAGAAGGAUGUACCCUGUACCUAACAUUCCAUAUCACCACACUGAUGUGGGCUGGGGGGCCAGCAGAGUUAGGCACCAGCUCGCUGUGUGAGUGCCCAGCACACCCUUGGGAAGGCCACCACACUCCA
Molecule: messenger RNA, 1952 nt
Organism: Cricetulus griseus (Chinese hamster)
Lineage: Eukaryota; Metazoa; Chordata; Mammalia; Rodentia; Cricetidae
Source: RefSeq, a predicted model, not a curated record